Molecule: messenger RNA, 7985 nt
Organism: Carassius gibelio (silver crucian carp)
Lineage: Eukaryota; Metazoa; Chordata; Actinopteri; Cypriniformes; Cyprinidae
Gene: lrch1
Product: leucine-rich repeats and calponin homology (CH) domain containing 1
Exons: 21
Coding region: 144-2507 (787 amino acids)
Molecular function (GO): protein binding
Source: RefSeq, a predicted model, not a curated record
CAGACGCGUUAUGGACAGUCAGAUAGCGCACUAGGAGGAAAUUCACCCACCGCUUCUGAGACCAGCACAUUUUCUUUGGGAUAUACCGAUCGCAGAGCCUCUUGACGAGCUUUUUUUUUUUAUUUUUCCCCGACGGGGCGAACAUGGCGACGCUGGGACCGGAGCCCCGUCCUCAUUCCCAGCUGCCCUCUGCCGCAUUACAGACGAACCUGAGCGGACUGGGCUCCAAUACGAACCUGCCUCUCAACCGGGGUUUGGAGAGAGCUCUGGAGGAUGCGGCGAACUCCGGAUUUCUGAAUCUCAGCACAAGAAAACUGAAAGAAUUUCCCCGGACAGCAGCUAAUUACGACCUAACGGAUACGGUGGAAGCAGAUCUGUCGAAGAAUCGUUUGAUGGACAUCCCGUCAGAGGUGUGUCAUCUGGUCUCUCUAGAAACGCUGAACCUUUAUCACAACUGCAUCAAAAGCAUUCCCGAUACCAUCAUCAGCCUUCAGUCCCUGACCUGCUUAAACAUCAGCCGGAACCAGCUGUCGGUGCUGCCAGCGUGUGUGUGUGGUCUUCCUCUACGAGUGCUCAACGCCAGCAAUAACAAACUCAACGCACUUCCAGAAAGCAUUGGCCAGCUCACCAAUCUCAUGGAGCUGGAUGUAAGCUGUAAUGAAAUCACAGCUCUUCCACGUCACACUGGCCAGCUCAAAGCUCUGAGGGAACUCAACGUGCACCGAAACCUUCUCUGUGUCCUUCCAGAGGAUUUGGCAGAUUUACCCCUGGUCAAGUUUGAUUUCUCCUGUAAUAAGGUCUCUACUAUUCCUGUCUGUUAUCGAAAUAUGACCCAGCUCCAAACACUACAGCUGGAGAACAAUCCACUUCAGAGUCCUCCUGCACAGAUAUGCAUGAAGGGCAAGAUUCAUAUAUUUAAAUACCUCGCCAUGGAGGCAUGUCGUAGUGACAAGAUGGUCGAUGCCCUGUACCUUCCUGUCACACACCGCCUCAGCUUGACACGACCCACGAAUGGGAGCACUGAGGACAUUGAUCAGCACAAAAAACUUGACAGUGACUCUGGGGUGGGCAGUGACAAUGGAGACAAACGCCUUUCUGCUACAGAGCCAUCAGAUGAAGACAGCCUCAGCUUGAAUGUGCCCAUGACCAACAUCACAGAGGAGGAGGGCUUGAGCAAAGACGACUCCAGCGAACACAUCAGCGCUCUGACAGGAGACAGAAGUUCAUCGGAAUCUCUCAAGGAGCAUCUAAGUUAUCGAGACUCUACCCUCAGCUCACCGUUCGUCAACUAUAUCAAAGCUCGAGGUGCGGAUUUCGAUGAGCCCCUCAGGAUAGAGGAAGACAACAACUGGACUUCAGAACAAACGUCAAAGGUUAACAUGAUCAAUCAGUUAAAGGAAGCAGUGGAGAUGCUACAGGAUCCUAACAGGGUUAACAUGAACUCAACUGAUCUCUCUGGUAUUAAGCUCUAUCCUGUGGAAAUGGCUACAGUAGAUGAGUCACUCAAUGGCCAAGAGAGUGACGAGGGUCAGGCGACACCUAAGGCGGCUCCUGGAGAAUGCUGGGAGUUCCAGAGGAAGAGACAGUACAUUCUAGAACGGGCCCGGCUCGAGGCCCAGCUCGCAUGUCAACAGUAUGCCCUGCACCUGGCACAACAGGGUGACGUGAUUGGCCAGGAAGGAUCAGGUGAUAGUUGUGAGAACCAAGUUACCAAGAGUGAAGACAAAAACCCAGUUUCCAGCCCCACACUGAGCUCCCCUCCUUUUGGUCUGAAGCCCAGAUCAGCUUCACCCUCUGUGCCGUGCUCGACUCCGCCCUGUCCCCUCCCCCUUACACAGGCCUCGCCCACUGGUAGAGACACGCCCCCUAGCCCAGCUGAAGGAGACAUGCCAAGCAGUGUGUUUUUCAGGACGCACAAGACUCUGGAAUCAGUGGAUCCUCAGUUCACCAUGAGGAGGAAGAUGGAGCAGCUCAGAGAGGAGCUGGAGCUCAUAGAGCAACUACGAGAGAGUAUUGAGAGCAGACUGAAAGUAGUUCUUCCUGAAGAUCUGGGCUCUUCUCUCAUGGAUGGGGUCGUGCUUUGUCACCUAGUCAAUCACAUCCGGCCGCGUUCAGUAGCCAGUAUCCAUGUCCCAUCCCCUGCAGUGCCCAAGCUUAGCAUGGCUAAAUGUCGCAGAAAUGUGGAAAGCUUUUUGGACGCCUGCAGGAAAAUGGGAGUCCCUGAGUCCUCUCUCUGUACGGCUUAUGACGUUCUGCAGUUUAACCUGCGUCCGCUCUGGGCCGUGGUCGCAGCCUUGCUCAUGGUGGAGAGCACAGGAACAAGGCAGAAGGAAAGAAAGGUGGAGAGUGGCAGGGAGAAAGAGACAGAGGUCAAGAAGCUUAUCCCCGAGUCCACUCAGACUCCGCCCCCUUCCUGGCAAAUAUGGGAUCUGAUUGGCUCAAGUCUGCUUCACGUUUUCUGUCUGGUGAUGCUGUUUGUGGCCUACAGCUGGAGUGAAUUGAAAUAACAUACAUGACCUAAAAACACACAAGUAACACAUUAUAUCAUUUAAUGGUCCUUGAAAGCACUUUGAACAGUUGGCUUCACUUAAAGGAAUAGUUCACCCAAAAAUGGAAAUUCUGUCAUCAUGUAUUCAAGUUUUUUUUUUUUUUUUGGAUGGAUAGUUUCAUAUGUUUGACCAACCCUUACAUCUUGACCUGGCUGUGAUGGAAACCAUACUUAACUGAGGAGCCCCGACACAUGACAUUCAAGAUAAAAAAAAUAAAUUGUGCACACAAUUUACUCAUUCGUUCCCUCUAUGUCCUAAAACGUGCGCACAAAUUACUCAUUCGUUCCCUCUAUGUUCUAAAACAUGCGCACGAUUUACUCAUUCGUUCCCUCGAUGUCCUAAAACGUGAGCACGAAUUACUCAUUCGUUCCCUCUAUGUCCUAAAACAUGCGCACGAUUUACUCAUUCGUUCCCUCGAUGUCCUAAAACGUGAGCACGAAUUACUCAUUCAUUCCCUCGAUGUCCUAAAACAUGCGCACGAUUUACUCAUUCGUUCCCUCGAUGUCCAAAAACGUCCGCACUCCCUCUAUGUCCUAAAACAUGCGCACGAUUUACUCAUUCGUUCCCUCGAUGUCCUAAAACGUGCGCACGAUUUACUCAUUCGUUCCCUCAAUGUCCUAAAACGUGCGCACGAUUUACUCAUUCGUUCCCUCCAUGUCCUAAAAUGUAUGCACGAUUUACUCAUUCGUUCCCUCAAUGUCCUAAAACGUGCACACAAUUUACUCAUUCGUUCCCUCGAUGUCCUAAAACGUGCGCACGAUUUACUCAUUCGUUCCCUCCAUGUCCUAAAAUGUAUGCACGAUUUACUCAUUUGUUCCCUCAAUGUCCUAAAACGUGCGCACAAUUUACUAAUUCGUUCCCUCUAUGUCCUAAAACAUGCGCACGAUUUACUCAUUCGUUUUCUUGAUGUCCUAAAACAUGCGCACGAUUUACUCAUUCGUUUUCUUGAUGUCCUAAAACGUGCACACGAUUACUAAUUCAUUCUCUCAAAUUAUAAAUCCUGUACACGAUUUAGCAAAUCGAGGGAACAAAUUUGUAAAUCAUGCGGACAAUUUAUAAAUCAAGAUAACGAAAUAGGAAAUCGUGCGCACAAUUUAGCCUUCUUUUUUUCCAGCAUGCCAUGUGCUGGGCUCCGUACGUAACACCAAACAUGCAGCAUUUUUGUUAGAACAACAUGUUCUCCAUGAAGAGAUGUUUUCAUGUUUGAGUAAGUGUUAUUUAUUAGUUGGUGAAUAACAUAUUUAUAAGUCCUUGCAAAAUGCUAAGGAAACCUUCUUUAAACAGACUUUUUGCAAACAUUUACGCAGGAGGUGCACUGAGCACUUUAAUAAGGAAUGACGUAUGGCCACGUUCUCACUCACUUCCACCUCUGUACAAAACUUGUUUCAGAAACUUCAAUUUCAGCCGUCAUAAUGCUGAAUUCUGUUGGAUAUUUCACAUAUAAACAAUCUAAGUGGUAUAUUUAUUAGCAUCUGCAUGACAAAACAAAAAUAAUCCAAACAGAUAUGGAGGUCUUGUCUCAUGCCAGUCAUGCCAGUGCUCAGCAAUAUAUCUACAGGAAUCAAGUGCACAUUUGGUCUGCUUCACAGAAACAAUUUACAGAUAAUAAAUCAGGACACUUUUGUUAGUAAAGUCCCAGAUGUCAUUAAAGCAAAAUUAUAGCUUUUCUUUGCACUGAAGUCUUGUAUGGUGAGGUUAAACUUAUAAUUAAAAACAUUUAAUCAUUCGCAUAAGGGCUAAUUUAUCUGUUGGAUGUAAAAGCAGCUGCUUUUGGUUAAGAGUGUUUUUAAGAGCAUGAUGUGUUGUUUAUUAAAUAUCCUGCAUAGUCAUUGUAAAUUAUUACAUUGUUACUUUACCCAAAACGCCAUCUAUAAGAUGAAAUAGACUAAUUAAUUCUUGGUUUAAUUUCCUGUUCAUUAGUAAGACAGAAUGACAAACCAAAUCAAUUUUUUUAUUAAUUUAAUAAGCCACAGUCCACAGCGAUGUGACUAAUCUAAAUCGAACAAUGAGGAAUAAAAGCAUUGGAGGAUAAAAUCUAAUUCAUGUAUUCUAUCAGUGAUCUGUAAUAGCGGCUGAGGUGGAUUUUUAAAUUAUGAAGUAUCAGAUUAACGCAAUUUUAAUAAUUGAGUUAUCAGUGUAGUGGCUGCAUGUAUUUUACAUGCUGUGAAGGUCUGUAUGCAAGGCGUCUCUAGAACAGAGUCUCUUCUAGUUGUUCCUGUGGCUCAGUGGUAGAGCACUGCAUUAGAAAAAGGAUGUGGGUUCAGUUCCCAGGGAACAUUCAUAGUGAUUUAAAAAAUAAAAAUAUAUAUCCUGAAAUGCACUGUAAGUUGCUUUGGAUAAAAGAGUCUGCUUAAAUGUAAUUGGAUCUUCUGGUCCUAUUUUAGGUGCUGAUCUUUAGCUCACAUAAUACAAUGACCUUGUUUAUCUAAUCACAGAUAAAAUAAAUCUUUAAAGGGAGCCGUUAGUAAAUGAGCAGACAGAAAGUGAUGUCACUGAGGCCUCUUGACAUCACUUCCUCAAACUACAGAAUACUUUGAACUUUAUCGGAAUGAUCACAGCAGUUAUAAUUGGCAUUGCUUUCAUCAUCCAGUUGGACAAAAAUAAAUGCAAUAUUGACUAUUCGGGACUUUUUGUUCGUUAUCAUUUCCCAGUUAUUUCCUCCUUUGUGAAAAUGCUGCAAGAUGCAAAAAGUAUUUGUAUUGCUUAAAUUAGAUUGCGUUACGGUUCAGCUGCUUCUCUCUCAAUAGUGUUCAGUGCUGCUGUGCUGCUGCUAGUGGACUUUGUAAGGCUUUCUGGUUUUUAUUACCCUGUAUAUGUCAAGGAAUAAAUGUACAGUUUGGGUUGUUUUCUCAUCUUUGUGUUUCUUUGAGACUCUUUUUGUACUUAAAAAUACAGUUCAAAAUGUUUGGGUUCAGCAUUUUUUUUUUUAUUAUUUGGUUGUUAGCAUGACUGAUAUCACGUUUGUCAUCAGUGCUAAACAAAGGUGAGUCUCUUAGUUCCACUAACUGUAUUCAGUAACAAGAACAUUCAGUUUCAUGUGAUUGUGUGUAAUAAAUUCUGUUUUACAUCACUGGGUCUCUUUCUUCUCUGACAUGACACUUUGUUUGUCCUCUUUGUGAAUCUCUUUUCCCAGGAUAAGUUAUGUCUGCCACAUCAUAUUCUGGAGGAAAAGGGCCUGAUUAAAGUUGGCAUCACUGUCCAAGCUUUGCUGGAUGAGACUUCGGCCAGUGAGACAGUCAUCACAUGAGUCUCACUGACACACACACACACACACACACACUAACACCGCCAGACGAUCUUCGAGAAAUUCCCUGGACCGUGUCCAUUUCUUUCUAAUAGAACAGGUGAUCCUCAGCUUUCAGGUAUAUGCUCAUGUUUUCCUCACUUUCUUUACUUUCUUAUUUAGUACUGUAAUCUGAUCACUGUUGCCCAGGCCAUAGUCGUAUAAGCAAAAUCAGCUCAAACUAGCUUGAGAUAAGAAAUUGCUUUAUUUAAAAUACAUUUAUUUAUUAAACAGUUAGUUGAGCUAUAUUCAGAAUUGUGCACAAUUCCUGAUGGUUUUUAUAUAUACAUCUACCUAUAUGAUAUUUGUGUUGGGCCUUUAGUGAUCUAGAUUUAAAACACUCCUCCUCCCAGAGUCCUUCGAGUAUGUUUUUGGAGCCACUUUUGAACUUGUUUUUGGGAGACGCUGAUGUUUAGUCUCAGGGGAGGUGUGGCCUCACUAUAGUUUCUAACAGUCUCUUCUGUCGGUCAGGUAUGAUUUCACUAAAAGAGUAUGUUUUUGAGUUUGCAGACAGUAGAACACCGUACCUGACAUUAGUUUUUGUUUUUUUUUGUUUUUUAUGUGUGAUUGAUAUCUUGAGGAGAGUGUUUGUUUUGUGAGAACGAGAGCACAUGUUGGCACUUUUUUUUUAUGCAAGUUUGUGUGUUAAAGGACUUGUUUGCAUAUUUGUCUGAUGUCCAAAGCUUCAGCUCCUCACAGAUUCAGCCAUGAAACAGACCAAAACAUCUGAAGCUGAUGUCUCACUGGAGAUUAUUUGACAGUUGCCAAAAUGAUUUACAAACAUAAUCAUUUUAUAGUUUUUUUUAAUUAUUAUUUUAAAUGUAUUUUUAAAACGAGUUUUGUUUUUGUAGAAGGAUUUGUUAUGUGAUAUUGGUGUGUGAACGUGUAAAAUGUACAGAGCAUUUAUAUUUGAUGUGCUUAUUUUAAUGUUAGAUUUGGUGUUUAUUUUACUUAAACCUAAAGCUCAAUUUAUUUUUACUAAUGUGAACGGACCGUGGAAAAACAACUUUAUUAUCUUCUAGGUUCUUACAUGAAAGCAGUUAUAACACUUCCAUAUGGAAUUUCAAAGAGACUGUUGGCUGUAGUUAUUUAUUCAUGACAAUGCAUUCAGUACAAAUACAAAACAUUUACUAAGGAUUAUCUCUGUACUGUAAUUGCCAAACAAAAACACAUUAUCUGCUCUUAAAACUUAAUGCACAUUAUUAUAUUGUAGCAAAUAUUAGGGACAAUAUCUAGCCCAGAAGCUUUAAACUGGUGCAUCAUGGGUUAAAAUUCUACAUAUUACUCUUCCUAGACUUUUUUACACCAUAAACCUAUCAUAAUUUGAUUAAAGCAAAUGGAAACAAAAUGAAGGUGUGGAUUAGAAAAUUUAAUUUUAGAGGCAUUUGAACGGGAUAGCACUUAGAUUUUGGUCUUUGAUGGUAGCUUUACAUGGUUUUUAUUUUGCACUUUUUUUUAAUUCAUGCAUAGUUUAGACAGUAGACACAUCCUAUAAAUUCACUGCUGUAUCUUUUAAGACUUUUCUGUUCUUAGAGCAGUCCUUAAAGAUUAAAAACACUGAUUUGAGGUUUAUUGAUUAUAUUUAAGUACAGUAUCAUCUCUGCUACAGUGGGCAGGUUCUGCAUCAUUCCACACCACUUUUUAGAAAAAGUAGUGACACUAGGCCUACUUCAUAGAAGUUUAAAUGCAGAUUUGAUUUUAAAAAAUGAUCGUUUUUGCACUUUACAUAUUUGGGACUGUCUUUUUUGGCAACUGGCAAAUAAUAUUACGCAUGGUAUUCUUAUUACAGUAUUUGGAGAAAAUAUCAGCUGAUCAGAUCACUAGUGUGUUUGAUACAAGUAAAUCACUUUAAAGUGGGAUACAAAUCUUUAACUGCUGAAUGUUAUGUGGCUAUUUUGUAGUCUUCUUUGUAUAAGGAGAAAAGGCUUGUACUAAACAGUUUUGUACUUUAAUUUUAUAAAAAAAUGAAUUAUUUUUCCAUGUCUUUUCAGUGUUUGGGAUUUUUUCCCCUUUGUAAUUCUGUGAACUUUAAUAAGAGCAUGUACAGUAAUGUUUUUGGGAAAAGCAUGCAUGUCUUUCUACCUUUUGCCUUAACCUCUGUAAAUAAGGUUUAUUUGUACCAACUUCUGCCAGUAAAUACUUCCACCUCCAAA